This is a messenger RNA of Penaeus indicus, 2726 nucleotides long. RefSeq names its product N(4)-(Beta-N-acetylglucosaminyl)-L-asparaginase-like. The record is from RefSeq and is a predicted model, not a curated record. Gene Ontology annotation, biological process: protein deglycosylation. Gene Ontology annotation, molecular function: beta-aspartyl-peptidase activity; asparaginase activity; N4-(beta-N-acetylglucosaminyl)-L-asparaginase activity. NCBI's taxonomy places the organism in Eukaryota, Metazoa, Arthropoda, Malacostraca, Decapoda, Penaeidae. The transcript has 4 exons. Bases 46 to 1128 code for a protein of 360 amino acids. Gene Ontology annotation, cellular component: cytoplasm; lysosome.
GAUCUCUAGCCGAAAGCUGAUUGUCAAAACAACAACACUGGGGCGAUGAGCACGUGGAGGAGGGAGAUAAUGAGGAUUUUAGCCAUAUAUUCCCUAGUGGCUGUCACUUCCUCCGUGAGUAAUGACGUCCAAGGAAGAGAGUCAUCUAAGGCAUCACUGCCCCUUGUAGUAAAUACAUGGUCAUUUGUUAAUUCAACGGCAAAAGCAUGGAGUGUGCUGUACAAUGACAAGGGUUCGGCUUUAGAUGCUGUAGAGAAAGGCUGUUCUGUGUGCGAGGAGCUUCAGUGUGAUGGAUCUGUAGGCUUUGGAGGAAGUCCCGAUGAAAAUGGAGAGACGACGUUGGAUGCAAUGAUUAUGGAUGGGACAACACAUGAUGUAGGAGCAGUUGCUGCCCUGCGGAGAGUUAAGAGUGCAAUAUCUGUUGCUCGAAUGGUACUUGAACAUACAACACAUACAUUACUUGUGGGAGAUCAAGCCACGGAGUUUGCUCUCCAAAUGGGAUUCAAGGAAGAAAAUUUGACGACUGCUAAGUCUGUUGAAAUACAUGAGCAUUGGAAAGAAGAAUCCUGUCAACCUAAUUACUGGAAGAAUGUCCAGCCAGACCCUGCAGCAAAUUGUGGACCUUAUACCCCUGUAGAUGUAUCAAAGAAAAGUAAAAAAUGGGCAACUGCACAAGAGGGGAAAAAUUUUAAUACCAGGAACCAUGACACCAUUGGAAUGAUUGCCAUAGAUGCUCAGGGACACAUUGCCGGUGGAACGUCAACUAACGGGGCCACUCACAAGAUUCCUGGUAGGGUUGGAGAUUCCCCAAUUCCUGGCAGUGGGGCCUAUGUUGACAGACAUGUAGGAGGAGCGGCAGCCACAGGGGAUGGAGAUGUGAUGAUGCGCUUCAUGCCAGCUUUGGUAACAGUGGAAGGAAUGAGGUCUGGUUUAUCUCCUCAUAAAGCUGCAGAAAAAGCCCUAUUUCAGAUUGCAAUGUAUUACCCUGGAUUCAUGGGAGCAAUUGUUGCCACAUCAAUUACUGGGGAGAUUGGAGCAGCUUGUCAUGGAUUUGAUAGAUUCCCAUAUUCUGUUGCAAAUCCAACACUGCAAGAAGUAACUGUGAUGGAAGUUCUUUGCUUUGGUUAAUGGAUAUUGACAAUUUUCAAAUGCAAUUGAUUGCAAAAAUAAAUAUUUGUUUUGUAUUUUUCAUCACAAUGAAUGGCUCACCUGUUUUAAAAGAUACUUCAGAGUCAGUUUGCUUAUAUUGUUUUCAUAUUUUUGUUGGCAUUUACUCAGUAAUUGCAUUAAAAAAAUUGUAAUGCUAAUGUUCCAUUUAUCACCAGUUGUAUAAAAUUAGGGGAAAGAAAGCCACAGAAGAUUGCAUUUAUGUUUAGGCAAUCCACCUUGACCAACUUUUAUAUGUAUAUAUAAGACAUAUAUUAAUGUGCUGUGCAUUGGUGGAAGAUUGUGAUAUAUUUAUCUUUCUCUUGCAAUUCUUUUCCAUGAUCUUUAUUUCUAAGUGUACUUCUUUUACUUCUAAUUUCCUUUUUUUGCCAUUCCUUACUGUAUUAAUGAAAAUACUUAAAUGACUCAUAAAGGUUACUGAUAUAUUGCAUAAUAUAUAAGAUGAAUGAUGUAUGUAAUUUCAGAUUUUAUUAUUUUACAACUUAUACCAUGUUACAUAUUCUACACUUUUUAAGUAUUAUAUAUUUUGCAAAUACUGAAACAAGAAUUGGAAGCUUGUGUGAUCAGAGUUUUAUCUUUCUGAGGUAUUUGUAAUGCAUGAACGGAUCGAGGAUGAGGUCUGAAUUUUAGGAAUUUUCUUCACUGAGGAUCUAAGGUUGCUUUUGGUUGCUCUGCCUAGUUCUUAUUGCUAGCUAGGUAAGCUCUAAUGCAAAAUCUUUUUUUGUUCAACUGUAUAGUCAGUAUGUGAAAUAGAAAUUGAAAAUGUACAAUCUGAUAGGUUGAUUUAAAAUUGGUCAAUUAAAUAACAACAUUAGAAGAGAAUAAUAAAAAAAAAAUAUAGGAUCAAAUAUUGUGGACAUGAUUAUGAAAUUGAUUUUUAUUUCUUGUUGAUUUAAUUCUUGUAGCUGUUAUUUUAAACAUUAGUAUGUAAUGUAAAAAAAACAAAAAAAAAACUGAAGUGUAAUUAUAUUUGUUACAAUCAUUGAACAUUAGACAAGUAAGUGCAGUGUAGUCUAGAAAAGUAGAAAUGGUCCUCAACACUUUCCCAGUGUUAAGACAUGAAGCAGACAAAACUGAGAAUAGAAGUUAUUUUGAAAUGACUAGGAUUUAAGCCCCCACAUGAUGUCCUCUCUUGGUAGGUGGUAAAGCAUCUUAAUAAGAAGACUUAUGUUGACAUUCCUUUUUUUUGGUUUAACUAUAUGUUGUGACUUUGUCCAGAAGUGCAAUAUUUUUACACACAUUGCAGUAUUUUUAAAGAUGUGAUAGUUAUAUUAAAUAUACUUUUUGAAUGUUUAAAUGAUGCCUUAAUGACAGAUUAUUGUGAAGAUUGUUAACUGAAUUAGAUUUACAGAUGAAGAUACUCAUGUUUGAAUUGUUUUAGGCAAUAUUUUUUGUCUUUUGUCUUUUUGUCUUUUGUCAUUCUAUAUGUAUCUGCAUAUACAAGUGCAUGUUCAGGUGAGCUUGGAAUGUAUAAUACGUGUGGGAAAAAGAUGUAUGUAUAUCUGUGUAUGUGUAUAGAUAUACAUACAAUACUGAAUAUUGAUUAAUAAGGAACCUUU